This is a messenger RNA of Osmerus eperlanus (European smelt), 5298 nucleotides long. It is a transcript of the gene ktn1, whose product is annotated as kinectin 1. Gene Ontology annotation, cellular component: endoplasmic reticulum membrane. Lineage: Eukaryota; Metazoa; Chordata; Actinopteri; Osmeriformes; Osmeridae. Gene Ontology annotation, biological process: microtubule-based movement; protein transport. The coding region runs from base 207 to 4220 and encodes 1337 amino acids. Gene Ontology annotation, molecular function: kinesin binding. The record is from RefSeq and is a predicted model, not a curated record. The transcript has 36 exons.
UUCAGUCCCCUCCCUAGCUUUCUAUGAGAACGGCCGGUUCCCGGCCCGCCCCCGCGUAACCGAAACACAAGACAGACGGACAUAGCAGGAGGUUGGAGGAGCUGCUUUGGGAACUUGAGCCGCUGCUAUCUACAGCGGAGGAAACGUCUCGUUUUUUAUUUCCCUAGGUAGCUACAUAGCUAACCGCGACAAUACAAUACGUCAGGAUGGCGAUGGACAUCUACGACUCCCAGUACCUGCUGGUCCUGGCCCCUUCCCUGGUCAUCGCCCUCAUGUUCCUCUUCUUCUGGCUCUUCAUGAAGGAGACCUCCUACGACGAGGUGCUCGCCCGGCAGAAACGCGACCUCAAGCUGCCGCCCUCCAGACCCGACACACGCAAGAAGGGAGAUAAGAAAAAGAACAAGAAGAGGGACGCGAGCGGAGGAGGAGGAGGGGGAGGAGAGUCGGAGGAGGACCUGAGGGACUUCGAGGUGGGCGACACCGCCAAUGGCUCCGCCCUGGAGGAGGAGGAGGAGCCGGAGCCCGUGGCCCCGCCCACCCCGGCCCCCGCCCCUCUGGCCGCCCCCGUGGAGCCCCCCUCAGGGUUGAAGGAGAGGAAGAAGAAGGAGAAAAAGCAGCAGGCGGCCGCCGCCAAGGCAGCGGCCGGCGCCGCCAGUGCCCCCGAGGAGCCCGAGGUGAACGGGUCGAAGGCUGCGGGCCGCAGGGCGGAGACGCCCGUGGCUGUCAGCAAGCAGCACAGCCCCACCCCGCCACAGCCUGACGAACACGCCCAGACGCCCCCCCAGCCCUCUGGGAAGAAGGAGAAGAAGAAGAAGCAAAAGGCUGAGGCUGUGGAGGAGAGCCAGCCAGAGACCAAGGUGGCCCCGGCCCCCACCCCGGCCCCCACCCCAGCCCCGGCCAAGAAGGAGGCUCCAAUUGUGGCCGAGACCAAGGCCCAGGAUGGUGCCCCCCCACCCACCACCACCACGGGCAAGAAGAAGAACUCUGCCAAGAAGCAGAAGACUGAACAUGCCCCCGUUGAUGACGCCCAGACUGACUCUGCCGCCCCAACCAAUCACCAGGCAGGACAGAACGACGACGCCUCCUCCAAGGGCAGUGGCAGGAAGCAGAAGAUGGAGGCUGAUAAAGAGAACUCUGAGGUGAAGCUGAAGGAGCUGCUGGCUGGGCUGGGAGGCCUGACGGAGGCAGAGGUGGUCAGCGUGGUGGCUGUGCUGAGGGAGAAGAGCCCCAACGCCCUGGAGGCCUGGCACAAGUCCACCGUCAAGGCCGACCCGUCAGCCCAGGAGAAGGACAGACUUCUCAACACCCUGCAGGAAGAAGCCUCCAUAGCCAAGGACAAGGUCAAGCAGCUCAGCCAGGAGCUGCAGCUGGAGAAGCAGAAGAGCGUCCGGGCCGAGGCGCUGGUGAGGGAGCACCGCGGAGCCCUGGAGAAGGAGAUGAACGUCAUGCAGGCCAAGGCCCAGGGCAGCUACCAGGACAUGCAAAUGAAGUUCCAGCAGGUGAGAGAGCAGCUGGACAGUCAGAUCAGCCGUCUGCAGCAGGAAAACAAAAUCCUGAGAGACGCUGUGAGCUCAGCCACCAAUCAGAUGGAGAACAAGCAGUCUGCGGAGCUGAACAACCUGCGGUCCGAGUACUCGGGCCUGAUGAAGGAGCUGGCAGAGAGCUCCAGCAAGCUCCAACAGGAGGAACACCAGAGGAAGUCCCUGGAGGUCAACUACAAGCAGCUGGAGGCUCAGCUGCAGGAUACGAAGCGUCGCUGGGACGAGCUGCAGAACUACCUCCACGGGGUCAACUCUGACAAGCAGGCGCUGCAGGCUGCCAAGCAAGAGCUGCAGAACCAGCUGCUGGCCGUGGAGACGGAGAUGAACAACAAGAACCAGGAGAUCCAGACUCUGCACAGCAGCCUGACAGACACCAUGGUGUCCAAGGAGCAGAUGGAGCAGAAGGUGUUGCAGCUCCUGGAAACGUCCCAGCACAGAGUCCCAGACGACGCCCUGCAGGGCCAGCUCCAGGAGCUCCUCAGUGAAAACAAGGGACUCCAAGUCCAGGUUGAGGCCUUGCAGGCCCAGGUCAGCUCCCAGGCUGCUCACGUCUCCCACUUUGAGGAGCUCCAGAAGCUGCUGGCUGAGAAGGAGCAGCAGAGGAAGAGUUUGGAGGACUCCCUCAACGCUGAGAGAAGCAGUGGGGCGAGCAGAGAGACGAACAUGCAGGGGAUGCACAAUGAGAACUUGUCACUGAAAGCAGACCUCCAGAAUCUGCAGGCUCAGAUUUCUGACCAGACUGCCUCUCAUUUGGCUUUCGACCAGUUCCAGAAGAGCGUCCAGGAGCGAGAGGAGAACAUCAAGACUGUGGAGGACCUGCUGAAGGCCGGCCUGAUCGAGGUGGCCAACAAGGAGGAGGAGCUAAAGGCAGUGAGGGUGGAGAGUGAGGCUCUGAAACAAGAAUUGGAGGCUCUGAGGCUCCAAAUACCUGAACAGUCCUCGUCCGACUCCAUCGUGGACGAGUUGCAGAGCAAGAUGCAGGAGAGGGAAGAUCAGAUCCAGGUGCUUGAGGACAGCCUCCAGACAGCCCUGGACAGCAACUCCACCAGGCAGAAGGCUGUGGAGGCUCUAGAGCAGCAGGUUGCAGCUCUGCAGUCAGAGGCGGAGCAGCUGAAACAGCAGCAGGCUGAGGAGAGCAGCUCCACCUCCUCCAGAGACCUGGAACUGCAGGCCCAGCUGGCCUCCAGGGAGCAGGAGGUGCAGAGUCUGCAGGCUGAGCUGGAGGGCAGAGCCAGGGAGCUGGAGGGCAGAGCCAGGGAGCUGGAGGGCAGAGCCGGGGAGCUGGAGGGCAGAGCCGGGGAGCUGGAGGGCAGAGCCAGGGAGCUGGAGGGCAGAGCCAGGGAGAUGAGUGACAAGGAGGAGCAGCUACAACAGCAGCUACAACUACAGGUGCAGCAACAGCAGCAACAGCAGGAGUCCCAGACAAAGGCUCCCAGCUCAGAGAUGCUGAUUGCGUUGGCGGAGAGGGAGAAGCAGGUGUCUGGCCUGCAGGCUGACCUUGAGGAGAGGGAGAAGCAGGUGUCUGGCCUGCAGGCUGACCUUGAGGAGAGGGAGAAGCAGGUGUCUGGCCUGCAGGCUGACCUUGAGGAGAGGGAGAAGCAGGUGUCUGGCCUGCAGGCUGACCUUGAGGAGCUGAGAGACUCUCUGGAGCUCCACAGGAAGAAGAACAACGAGCUUCGGGAGAAAAACUGGAGUGCUAUGGAGGCUCUAUCUGCUACUGAGACCAUGCUGCAGGGGAAACUCAGCAAGACCGCCAAGGAGAGCCAGACAGGUCUGGAUUCAGCCCAGGCGGAGUGCAGAGAGGUUCUCCACAGACUGCUGCCCCACGUCCCUCUGCCCACCCAACAGGACCACCAGGAAUGGCUGCAGAGGUUUGAGAGUGCGGCGUCCGAGGUUCCUGCAGCGGAGGCCACCCCUGCUCCUGCAGCAGAGGAAUUCACGGGCCUUGCUGACAAGCUGAAGGAGUCAGAGGAGGCCCAGCAGGUUCUACAGAAAGAUUGUGAGACGUACAAGAAAGUGUUGGCAGAGACGGAGGGCAUCCUGCAGCGCCUGCAGAACAGCGUGGAGCAGGAAGAGUCUCGCUGGAAGGUCAAGCUGGAACUGGGGCAGGUGGAGCUGAAAGAGAUGAGCGUGAAAGUCACAACACUGGAACAGGAAGUGGAAAGACUGGGCGAUGUUGGAGAGCUGGAAAACGUGAGACGAGACAAGCAGCACCUGGAGGCAGAGCUGGAGCGGGCUGAGCGCGAGAGCGCCACCUACGUGAUGGAGGUCCGAGAGCUCAAAGAUCUGUUGACUGAAUUGCAGAGCAAACUUGAUGGCUCUUACACAGAGGCUGUCAGGCAGAAUGAGGAGCUGACCUUGCUGAAGACCCAGCUGACGGAGACUCUGUCCAAGCUGGAGGCGGAGGAGAGCGAGAGGCAGAAGGUGGCAGGUGACCUCUAUAAGGCCCAGCAGUCCCUGGACCUGAUCCAGGAGGAGAUUUUCAAGGAGACGGGCCAGGGGGACCUGAUCGAGAACGACAACUUCUCAUCACAGAGGGAGGAGAUAGACAGGAAGGAGAAAGUGACUGCGGGGCUGAACCAGACAGUGAGGGACCUGCAGCACCUGCUCCAGUCUGUCAACCGUCAGCUCACCAAGAGACAUGAGGGGGAGACGGACAAAGACUCUCCAGAGUUAUAGGAGGGGUGGCCCCCCCCACCGAGCCCCCCUGGACCCCCCACAUCAGCACGACCACCCCCCCCCUCUCCUGCUGCUUCAGCUGUACAGUGGGAAGCCUCCUUUUGGCCCUCUAUCCCGAUGCACCCUCCCCCCCCACCCAUCUCAUCUGCUCUGGCCUCUACCUCCACCCCCGGCCUCCACCCCUGGCCUCCACCCCUGGCCUCCCCCUCAGCCAGGGUCAGGCAGGCAGAGGCCCCAACACUCCGGCCCCCAGACCAGACCACGCUGCCUCCACAGGGGGCCCCCCUGGUGCUCCUCCCCCUCCUGAAGCACAGACGGAGCAGCUCCACGGCUCCUCCUGCCGUCAUCCCUCCCUCCCGUUUACUACACUCCUCCUGCUUUUGUCGACGGAAAAUCUUUGAAUACAGCGGUAGUUUUCAUCUGUAGUUUUCUUUGUCAAGAGGGAAAAUGAAUUUCCUGAAUCAUUAAAUGAACUUGGGGGUUUUCCAACCUUUUUUAAGUUAAAGAGUAAAUGAUGUAUUGUUUAAACGUACCUGUUAGAACCUGCUGGCCUCGGUGAGCUCCUCGCUCGCAUUCAGACUAGUCUCACACACGUGGACGCAUUCAUGACUUCAUAGAUCCAUGCAUUCAUGACUUCAUAGAUCCAUGCAUUCAUGACUUCAUAGAUCCAUGCAUUCUGUUGGCUGAGUUUCGGGUGGGUUAGGGGGGGGGUGGGUGGUCAGGGUGUGUCCCAGCAUGAAUGAGGGGUCACUAAGUAACUGUAACCAUGGAGAUACAUAGAGGACGUGUAUGCGUGUGUUGAAAUGCUGCUCCAGUAAGAGAGAAGGUCAUGUGGCCCGUGCGGUCAUGUGGCCCGUGCGGUCAUGUGACCCGUGCGGUCAUGUGACCUGUUAGGAGCAGCAGAAUGCCAGGCCUACAGUGUAGAGGUUUAUCCUACUGUAACUACUCUAGGAAUAGGCGUCCCAUAUCAUCUGUAAUCAACACUUGCUAUAUAUUGUUGCUGGUUUCAUUAACACUGAAUAUUUCAUUCUUUUUGUAACAGGUGACCGUUAAUAAAAGGGAUGCUUGAUGAAUCUGA